AGUUGCUGCUGCUUCCUAAUGGAUACCCCUAAAACCCCCUUUAGUGGGAUUAGGAAAGACCUUCAAGGAAGAUUACAGUGUUACAAGCAAGACUGGCUGGGGGCUCUACAUUCCGGCGCCAGGAUAUUAGCUCCCACAGCAUACAUGUUCUUCGCAUCUGCCCUUCCAGUCAUUGCAUUCGGCGAGCAGCUAAAUAAGGAUACAGAUGAUGUAUUGAGUGGAGUAGAAACUCUUACCUCUACUGCUAUAUGCGGAGUUAUCCAUUCCAUUUUUGGAGGACAGCCUCUUUUGAUCUUAGGUGUUGCCGAACCUACUGUUAUAAUGUACAAUUACUUGUAUACUUUUGCCAAACACAGACCAGAGUUGGGAAAAGAAUUGUUUCUAGCUUGGGCUGGAUGGGUAUGUGUCUGGACCUCUGUGAUGUUGUGUGUUCUUGCAAUACUCAAUGCUUGCACACUCAUCACAAGAUUCACAAGGAUUGCUGGGGAGCUUUUUGGCAUGCUGAUUUCCGUGCUUUUUAUGCAAGAGGCUGUUAAGGGAGUAAUAAGUGAGUUCCAUGUACCAAAAGGAGAAAAUGAUACUACAAAAGAAGAGUACCAGUUUCAUUGGUUGUAUACAAAUGGCUUGCUUGCUGUUAUUUUCGCUUUUGGUACCCUCAUGACUUCCAUCAAGAGUAGAGGUGCCAGGUCCUGGCCAUAUGGCGUAGGGUGGCUACGGGGUCUUAUAGCAGACUAUGGGGUUCCUCUUAUGGUCGUGGUAUGGACUGCUAUAUCUUACGCCAAGCCCACAGAAGUUCCACGUGAUGUUCCGAGGCGACUAUUUUGUCCUCUUCCUUGGGAACCUGGAUCUUUAUCCCAUUGGACAGUCAUCAAAGUAAUGGUGAAGGUUCCAGCGAUUCACAUUGCCACGGCCAUAAUACCAGCCCUGAUGAUAGCAGCCUUGUACUUUUUCGACCAUAGCGUGGCUGCACAAAUGGCACAACCGAAAGAAUUUAAUCUAAAAAAACCCUCGGCUUACCAUUAUGAUUUACUGUUGCUUGGAUUCAUGACUUUGAUUUGCGGUUUGGUUGGAGUCCCCCCGUCAAACGGUGUCCUACCACAAUCACCCAUGCAUACCAGAAGUCUUGCAAUUCUUGAGAGACAGUUAAUGCGGAAGAAGAUGGCUAAGUGUGCAAAGGAAGGCAUGAAGAUGGAAGCAAGCAAAUCAGAAAUUUACGAAAAGAUGCACGCUGCUUUUGUCGACAUGGAUCCUCAUACAACAACAAGUCCUGUAGACAAGGAGUUAGACGAGUUGAAGGAAGUUGUUAUGGACCGUGGAGAUGGAGAAGCCAAGGUUAAAUUCGACCCAGAUAUACAUAUUGAGGAUCACAUACCGGUUCGGGUGAAUGAGCAGAGAGUAACAAAUCUACUACAGUCCUUUUUAGUGGGCUCUGCGGUCUUUGCUAUGCCCGCUAUUAAAAUGAUACCCACAUCUGUUUUCUGGGGAUAUUUUGCCUACAUGUCGUUAGAUAGCCUUCCUGGUAAUCAGUUUUGGGAAAGAUUGUUGCUCCUUUUUGUUCCUUCUCGUAGGCGUUUCAAACUCUAUGAAGGGCCUCAUGCUUCAUAUGUGGAAUCCGUACCGUUCAAAUACAUAAUGAUGUUUACACUCUUCCAGCUUGUGUAUUUCUUGCUUUGCUAUGGGAUCACAUGGAUACCAAUAGGUGGUAUACUAUUUCCGUUACCAUUCUUCUUGCUAAUACCCAUAAGAGAGCACCUUCUUCCCAAAAUGUUCCCUCGUCAACAUCUUCAGGAACUAGAUGCAUCUGCUUAUGAAGAAUUUACUGGCCACUCCGGUUACAUGAGUCUUUCACGAAGGGUGUUUGAACACCAUGGCGAUGGAUCGGAAGCGAGUGACAUGGAUGACUUCUUUGAUGUGACUUCCCCAGAGAUAUUGGAUGAAAUGUUCACCCACAGAGGAGAGUUGAAGCUAAGAUCAAGCUUCAAAGAUAGACAGAAUCAUGUUGACCCUCAGAAUGGUGAUUCACUAGCCUAGAAUAGUAUGAUCAAUGCAUAUAUCAAGAAUCUCUUAACCAAAGAUUUGUAAGAAUAGAGUUCGCUCGAUAGUACUGCUGAUUGAUGACAAUGGAAUUUGAAGCAUAUAUCAUACAUUAAGGGAAAAGAUCAGAUGAUCCCAAGCUAUGAAAAUUGUGGGUUCUGCACAGUAAGCUUUUUAUACACAUUGAACUUUUAGUGUGUAGCACAUUAAUUACUUUUAGGUUUAGAUAAAGGGAAGCAUGCCUAUUAUAUGAUCUUCCAUUUGAAUGUCGAAAUCUUUUUAUAAAUUAAUUAGUUGGUUAA
Messenger RNA from Helianthus annuus (common sunflower), 2336 nucleotides. Its product is annotated as probable boron transporter 6. Gene Ontology annotation, biological process: monoatomic ion homeostasis; transmembrane transport; monoatomic anion transport. NCBI's taxonomy places the organism in Eukaryota, Viridiplantae, Streptophyta, Magnoliopsida, Asterales, Asteraceae. The record is from RefSeq and is a predicted model, not a curated record. The transcript has 13 exons. Gene Ontology annotation, molecular function: solute:inorganic anion antiporter activity. Gene Ontology annotation, cellular component: plasma membrane. Bases 19 to 2031 code for a protein of 670 amino acids.